AAGUGUAGUCUGACCUACGAGACAAGCAGUCUGGAGAGUACAAAUAACCUGCAAUUGUAGAACGGAGAACUUUACUUGUUAAUUAAACAGAAAGUGGUUGCACCGAGUAGGAACUUGCAAUGGAAACGGAAAAACAAAGAAAACCUGGCAGCUGUGAUGCCGUGAAAUCGGUGUGCAGCACAGCAGGCACUGGGGCAAAACCGAGAGACCCCCAGAGGCUCUACACAGCAAACGUUGCGAAGAAGGAAAGCCACAGGAAACGGGGCAAGGACACCUGGACUGCCAAGUCGAGGGAGCUCAGCGGCCAGAACGUGCGCACUAUCAAUUCCAAAAGCGUCGCAGCAAAUAAGUUGUUAUACAAAAAAAACGUGGAUAACUGCUACCAGCCGCAACCGGAGAAAACGUUUUCAGCGGAAGAGGCUCGGCAGGUGAUGAAAGCAGUUAUAGAGGAGCGACUGAGGAAUGCGGAGUACGAUGGAAACGCUUGUUCCGCGCUGGCACGGGAGCUCGCAGACUGUGUUAAACACGCGGUGAAGGAGCUGCUGUUUUUCGAGAGAUAUAAAAUAAUCUGUUUCGUGGUUUUGGGACCUGUCAAGCAGUCGGACUUGUGCUGUUGUAGUCGGAGCGUGUGGUGUCCGUCUGCAGACACAUACGCAGAAUACUGUUUCAAAAACCACUCGCUAUUUGCCCUCUGCGUUCUCUACGCCGUGUAUUCUGAAUAAAUAACUCAAUCUUCAGCUGCUGCAAUGUUUCAACCAUAAAUUAAACAACCAAAAUGCAUUUAUAAAGAACAACUCUGUGAGGACAACAUACAGAGUGCAUUAAGAAACAGCCCACUGGAUGAAAAACAAAUCUGUUUGUAAUUUAUCUGAGUCUCUUACAAUUCGUACGUUACCCAUGAAGUGAGGAUGCUAGCUCUUUGCUGCUCUCUUCUGGAUUCAUUAAGACAUUACCAAGACAAUGAUAAAUUUGACCAUCUUAAAAAUUGUCAGACGACAGUUUUGAAUAAAAUCAGAAAUAGUGUUAUUGUUACUUAUGUCAUCUACUAAUCCGAAGCCAGCAUCACACUGGAUUUCAUGAACCACCUGGUUAUCCUGGUAUACUGUGUUAUAACGCUUAUCAGUUACAUUUUUAACAACGUUUUCUGAAAAUGAAAAAUUAAUAUGGUCUCGUUUUAUUUUUCUGUUUUUUUGUUAUUAAAUUUAAUUUAAAUGUGGGUUCUGCGUCCGGAAAGAUGCUGUACUGUACAGUAAGGUGUUUGCACAUAUGUGUACCGUUUUAAAUAUUUAGGCCUAAAUAAUAAACGAUAAUUAAAAUAAUACUUGAAAUAAUAAUAACAGCAAUAACAACAGAACAAAAAAAAGUGUACUU
Messenger RNA from Polyodon spathula (Mississippi paddlefish), 1371 nucleotides. Its product is annotated as dynein light chain Tctex-type 5-B. NCBI's taxonomy places the organism in Eukaryota, Metazoa, Chordata, Actinopteri, Acipenseriformes, Polyodontidae. The transcript is spliced from 2 exons. Gene Ontology annotation, biological process: microtubule-based movement. Gene Ontology annotation, cellular component: cytoplasm; cytoplasmic dynein complex. Bases 120 to 722 code for a protein of 200 amino acids. Gene Ontology annotation, molecular function: dynein intermediate chain binding. The record is from RefSeq and is a predicted model, not a curated record.